GGGAGCAGCCAGACGUAGAGCAAGACACCUGAGAAAAGUGCAGAAUAUUCUGAAGAAAAGGCUUCAUCAUGGCUCGACUGACCAUCCUGGUUGGAUUGGCACUUCUGAUGUGUCUUCAGACUGUUUCUUCCACCAAACUGGUGUGCUACUUUACCAACUGGUCCCAGUACAGACCGGGGGUUGGCAGAUUCACGCCUGACAACAUAGAYCCAAACCUCUGUACGCACCUCAUCUACGCCUUCUCCAUCAUCAGCUCCUCCAAUGAGCUGGCUACGUUUGAGUGGAACGAUGCUGCUAUGUACAAAUCCUUCAAUGCGCUGAAGAACAGAAACCCUCAGCUGAAAACUCUGCUGGCUGUCGGYGGGUGGAACUUUGGAACAACACAAUUCAGCCUCAUGGUCUCGUCUCCGGCCAACCGUCAGRUGUUCAUCCAGUCUUCCAUCAGAUUUCUGAGACAACAUGGCUUCGAUGGACUAGAUCUGGACUGGGAGUACCCGGGAUCACGAGGAAGCCCACCAGAGGACAAGACAAGGUUCACGUUGCUCUGCCAGGAAUUACUUGCUGCCUUUGAGAAGGAAGCCGCUCAGACCAGUCGGCAGAGGCUGCUGCUCACCGCUGCUGUGGCAGCUGGAAAGCGAACUAUUGAUAACGGCUAUGAGAUUGCUGCUGUGUCCAAUUAUUUAGACUUUAUAAGCGUCAUGACCUACGACUUCCAUGGAUCCUGGGAUCCAUUCACUGGCCACAACAGCCCUCUAUAUAACAGCUCUGUCAUGCAUGGUCAACAUGUCUUCUUCAAUGUUGACUUUGCCAUGAAAUACUGGAGAGACCAAGGAGCUCCUCUAGAAAAGCUGCUGGUUGGUUUUCCUGCAUAUGGUCGCACAUUUCGCACGUCAUCAGCAGCUAGUGGUGUUGCAGCACCAGCCAGCGGACCGGGCACUGCUGGGAACUACACCAAGGAAGCAGGAGUUUUGUCCUACUAUGAGGUUUGCACUUUCCUUGAUGGAGCCACCACUCACUGGAUUGAGGAGCAACAGGUUCCCUAUGCAGUCAAAGGCAAUGAGUGGGUGGGAUUCGACAACAAGCAGAGCUAUGCAAUCAAGGCACAGUAUGUGAAAGACAACAAAUACGGCGGAGCGUUCGUCUGGGCUAUGGAUCUGGAUGACUUUUCUGGACAAUUCUGUGGUCAGGGAAACUAUCCUCUCAUUGGAUACCUCCGCUCUCAACUGCAGUCAGGGAAUAGUUCCAACGAUACCUCAAACCAGCCUGGCGUUCCUACUACCACAGCAGCUCCUGGCAUAAAAACCCCCAAAACAACCAAAAAUCCUGUUUCUGGACGUAAUUUCUGUGUAGGCAAGGCUGAUGGUAACUACGUCAAUGAAAACGAUAGACACACCUUCUAUCAGUGUGUCGCUGGAAUCACGUACACACAGCCAUGUCCUGCUAAUUUGGUGUACAAUGUCACAUGCGACUGUUGCGAUUAUGAUAAAAAUCCUGUUUCUGGACGUAAUUUCUGUGUAGGCAAGGCUGAUGGUAACUACGUCAAUGAAAACAAUAGACAUACCUUCUAUCAGUGUGUCGCCGGAAUCACGUACACACAGCCAUGUCCUGCUAAUUUGGUGUACAAUGUCACAUGCGACUGUUGCGAUUAUAAUAAAUGAUUCAGUCAAGCUUUUGUGAAUUUACAUUCUGGAUGGACAGCGUGAAUACAAUGUCCUCUCUCGCUCUACAACUGUGUACUUGCUGUAAAAGUUUAACACCUUUAUUUACAAACCCAAAAUGAGAUUUUUUUUUUCAUAUCUGCUAACAUGUUUCAAGUGUGCUGAAAUAAUUUGUAAUGUGUAGAGACAUGCAUACCAAAACCUUUUAAUAAAUGUUCCUGUUUUUGCUUCCUCA
Molecule: messenger RNA, 1893 nt
Organism: Poecilia reticulata (guppy)
Lineage: Eukaryota; Metazoa; Chordata; Actinopteri; Cyprinodontiformes; Poeciliidae
Source: RefSeq, a predicted model, not a curated record